This is a messenger RNA of Hippocampus comes (tiger tail seahorse), 2861 nucleotides long. RefSeq names its product SIX homeobox 5 (gene six5). Bases 25 to 2808 code for a protein of 927 amino acids. Gene Ontology annotation, biological process: regulation of transcription by RNA polymerase II. Gene Ontology annotation, molecular function: RNA polymerase II cis-regulatory region sequence-specific DNA binding; DNA-binding transcription factor activity, RNA polymerase II-specific. The record is from RefSeq and is a predicted model, not a curated record. Gene Ontology annotation, cellular component: nucleus; transcription regulator complex. NCBI's taxonomy places the organism in Eukaryota, Metazoa, Chordata, Actinopteri, Syngnathiformes, Syngnathidae. The transcript has 3 exons.
GGGAAAAAAAGUUCAAGCAAAAAAAUGGCUUCCUUGUCUAUGGAGUCGACAGAACAAUCCGACAAUAGCGCCGAGGAGCCCACCGCCGCGGAGGACGAGAAAGAUGCGGAGCAAGUAGCCGAACGCCUGCUUCAAACUUUCCAGCUCUCCGCCGUGAGUUUUUCUACGGAGCAAGUCUCGUGUCUGUGCGAGGCCCUCCUGCAGGCGGGCAAUGUGGAUCGCCUGUGGAGAUUCCUCUCCACCAUCCAUCCUUCGUCCGAGCUGCUACGUGGCAACGAGACCCUGCUCAAGGCCCAGGCUCUGGUGGCGUUCCACAGAGAACAUUUCAAGGAACUCUACGCUUUGCUAGAGAGCCACGACUUCCAGCCGUCCAACCACGUAUUCCUGCAGGACCUCUACCUGAGAGCCCGCUACAAGGAGGCGGAGAGGUCGCGCGGCCGCAGCCUGGGCGCCGUAGACAAGUACCGGCUCAGGAAGAAGUUCCCGCUACCCAAAACCAUCUGGGACGGCGAGGAGACGGUGUACUGCUUCAAGGAGAAGUCGCGCAACGCCCUGAAGGAGUGCUACAAGAGCAACAGGUACCCCACGCCGGACGAGAAGAAGAACCUGGCCAAAGUCACCGGGCUGUCCCUCACGCAGGUCAGCAACUGGUUCAAGAACCGGCGGCAGAGGGACAGAACCCCGCCUGGGACGCACUGCAAAAGUGAAUCUGAUGGUAACCACAGCAGUGAGGAUGAGGCGAGUACCAUGGACGAAACCCCAGACAAAGCGGACGAGCCCGCCGCCUCCAAGGCCUCUGUCAUCUCGCUCUCAGCGGUCAACUGUGCCGCGGCAGGUCAGCUCAUUGUCAAUGGCUCUGCCGGCUUCCUGACAGCUUCCCAACCGUUAAUGUUCAACGGUAAUUCCCUCAUCCCCGGUACCGGCGCUGGUGUCAUCAUCAACGGGCUGAGCAUGGGGGAUGGACAGAAAGUCACCCUGAGUCAGGUGGCCAGCUCCCCUUUGAUACUGAACGGUGCUCAGGUUCUAUCCAAACCAGAGGUUCCGCAGCAAGCAGUUUCCUUGGCAGAUCAGCAGGUUUUGCCAAUAGUCACAAAGCCAAACAGUCUUCCAGCCGUUGUCCUGAGCACAAACAACUCGACGGUCUCCAACCCAACGUCAGUCAUCACUCUUCCCGUGCAAUCGAAGAGCCAAAGUAGCAGUGCAAUGGAUUUCAUCGCCGUGCCAGAAGACAUUAUAAAACAAGAAAGCAGCCAGCCAGAUUGUUCCUCUUUGUCUUUGUCUCCCUCGCCGCCAACCAGCCUUCCGUCGCUAGUUCUUACACAACCCCCCUCGUGCCAGGAGGCCCUCCCUUCAACUGCCUUGUCCCUCCCGAGUCAGCAAGGAGAAUACGUCGUUCUUGCCUCUUCGGUCCCUCAGAUAAACCCUUCUAGCUCACUGGUCAACUCCAGUAAGUCCACGCCUCAGGUCUUCUCCUUGCCCCAGGUGGUGCCUUCCAUCCAGGGCAUACCAGUAUCCCAGUUGGUUCAACAACCCCCUGUGGCACAGGUGUCCCAAGGUCCUCAGCUAGUCCCCGUUUCCCCUCUCACGUCACCUACAAUCAAUUUCCAAGGCCUUCCGACAAUGAGCAGGCAGCGGGAUGCUUCUACACCAUUGGCUGAUGGUUCCACAACAAUCGUGUCCAUCUCACAGGUACCCAGUACUCCUCUCCCACAACAAGUGACACGCCAACUCGGGACCCAGGCCGUCAACUCCUCAACCGUGAAACUCCAGACGCCACAGGUCAUUUCUAUCUCCUCCCCAACACAAGUGGUUCCAGUACCUCAAGUGAAAUCCACCGUACCAGCAAAGUUAGUCCCUCUAUCCGUGCCCCAGCUGGUGCCGGUCUCGUCCAUCCAGACAUCGUCCGCCAUCUCAUUCCCCCAGGUGGUUCCUGCCAGUCCCUCUCUGUCCGUGACCUCAGCUGGAGUGCCUCUGCAACUCCUGGCUUCAGCGCCAGGCGGGAUCAAUCAAAGUCCUCUCAGGAUAAACCAACUAAGACCCAUUCAGAGUCUGGGCCCAACAACCAAUGUGAUCCCCGGUAUGCAUCUGCUCAAUUCUGGGAUCAUUCAGAUACCUUCUGCAGCUCAAGGUAACCUUCUUCUUGGUGGAAGCCCCUACUUGAGUGUCCAGCAAGGGAAGCUGAUUCUGACCAUUCCGGCGGGCUUUCAACUUACCAGUUUGCCUCUGAAACCAGUUCCUGACCCGUCCCCCCUUCCCGCAAAUGGUGUGAGUCUGAGUCCCACACCUUCAAAUGUCCCGGUAACCUCCCAGCUUUCGACAACCCCAGAUCAGCCCACCAACAUCCUCGCAGCCCCUCCACUGAACUUCCUCAAUCCACCUGCUCCGUAUUACUCCGCGGAAACUGGAAGUGCAACCACCCAGACGUCCGCCAUUUCCUCCUCGACCACGCCAGAUCCGUCAGUCGCCCCUACCACGCCAAACGCUCUUUCCCCGGAGAGCAUGCUCACCCUCAGUCCCAUGUAUGGAGGGGGUCUGACACCCAACAUGCAGUUGUCCCAUCCGACCUGGAGCCCCCUACCUCUUUCCACCUCGGCCGGUUUAACUCUGUUUGAUGGACGAGGGAAGGGGGACUUACCUGUAGAUCCAGGUCUCUUGGGUCUACCGGGUGGGGAGGCGCUGCUUCUGGGGAGCACGUCUCCGGAACAGGACACCAGAUCCUCACUAGGGCAUCCCGAAGAAAUCGACGGGGACACCAAGAUUCUGACUCAGCUUCAGUCGGUUCCCGUGGAUGAUGAUCUGGGUUUGUAGACUUGUUUACCUAACACAUCUGAAAAAAAAACUGCCACACCGUCCCAAAAAAA